This is a messenger RNA of Verruconis gallopava, 3090 nucleotides long. RefSeq lists its product as uncharacterized. Bases 492 to 2438 code for a protein of 648 amino acids. The record is from RefSeq and is a predicted model, not a curated record. The transcript has 3 exons. Lineage: Eukaryota; Fungi; Ascomycota; Dothideomycetes; Venturiales; Sympoventuriaceae.
CGCAUAUCCGGCAUGAGUGGACUGCCGUCUGAUCUGCCUCCAUGCUUUACCACAUUCGGAAGAGGACAUGCGGCGCCAGCCGUGACACAUUCUAUCAUCGUCAUUAUCCACAACCGCCCCAGGUUCGUCUAACACCACUCGUCCAGUCCAGCACAAUUCCUUAGCAUCCUGCCGGAAACCUACCAUUUCGACGAAUGUGUUCAAAGCGCGUCUUUUCCUUGAUUCUUUUCUAAACCGCCUAAUUCGGUCGGCAGCUUUUUUGUCAAGGAAAAAGGCACUAGAAUAAUCAGCAAUUCUAACGGAACGAUCAUUUUGCUAAGCACAAUGCUCUGGAGGGGACUUCUGGCUUGAAAUCUGGAGCGUCUUUUGGCCAUUCGAUAACACAUCGCGAGAGAUAGCCUGGCGGCUUCGAAACAAAGAUCAAAAACCUGUCGACUCCGAUAUCAAGCUGACCACCGCAUGGCGAAAGCGAAACUACUUUUAACGGUUGAAUGGCGUCUGGUUCGAAGUCAGACAGCCAUUGCGAGACAGUUCCUACGAGGACUUCGAUAGCCCCACCGAGGCUACCUCUACCCCCAAGAUUUCAAUCUUCUCAAGUCGAUACUUCUGAUGCGCGACCAUGGAGCAGCUCGGAUUCCGUUCAUGCAUCCCCGCAUCCCUCAGGAGCAUUCCCUUACGCAGGAGAAAUUCGUGAGAAUCGCUCGCCGGCAUCACGCCAUUCACAGCUCCCACCACUCGACACUUCGCAGCUUUUCCACCGCUCGAUCCCCUCCAACCAAUUACCUGCCAUGAUUCUAGACCCCCAUUCAAGCAAAAGGCGACGUAUUGGUGAACCCGAGGAACUUGGUCAGCCAAAUUCGGUAUCGCGUUCAGAUUCUAUUGCUGAUUCAUCACGCUUGCGCACGCAUCCAGGUCGUCAGCCCGAAGAUCACCAAGGCUUUCACCCGCAAUUCACACGCUAUCGCCUUGACACUCUAGAUCAUGCAAGAGCAACUGGUCAGAAGAGGACUACAUGGGAUUCGCAUGCAAAUCGAGCUUCCGGUAAUGUCGUUUGCUGUUCACCUGGCUGCCCAGGCUCAACCUGUUCUCGAUUGAGAUCGAUAGUUCAGGAUCUAGUCACAGAGAUUUGUGCUCGUGAUCCCCUUGUCUCUGGGGGAACUUCGUCAUCUGAUGUUUUACCUCCAAAACCUAUAUUACCUGAGGCGACCGAGAUUGAUACUGGUGAUGCCCUUGAAUGGGCAUUGCAACGACUACGGUGGAACAACGCGUCCUUGAAGAACUUGCUGAAUCUAGAGCGUGUUCAAGCAUCGGACCUACAAAACUCGUCUUUUCGCUACACGUCUUCGAUCCACUCGCCGCUAGAUCGAAUGAAGCGGGACCAUGAGACGGCCCAUAACAAUAUCGAGUCAUCCUCUCCACAAUCCUCCCAACAAUUUUCCUCACAGCCAGAGCCAUCUUCUCAAAACUCUGUGCUCGGGCAGCACGACUCUUGGCGGGCCCUCGAACCUAUGGACCCUCCAGGUCAACCGCCGUCUAGGCAUUAUCGGUCGACAUCUUUCUCUAAUGCACUUCCAAUGCCUUCACCAACUCAUUCGGCCCACACAGCACGAAUGCUGCCAUCUCCAUCAUCUAUGAACCUGUCCAUUCCACCAAACCUUCCCCGAAUUUCUUCUCCGACUCCUGGCGGAGUCAGCGCAGCACAUCUAGCACACCUCCAAGAUCUCCAACACCAAGUUUCGGUUAAGCAGCUAGCUCUUCAAACUUUGCAGCGUGAAUAUGAUUCUCUUUUGCAGAAAUUGGAAAGGCAAAGUAUCAAAUCGCAAGCCCUGGAGAAAAAAUUCGAAGUCUCUGAUGCCGAGAUCAACGCAUUGACUGACGAGAAAGAACGACUUGCUAGCCAAGUGCUCGCCCUCGAAGCCCAAGUCGAAGAGCUGCAAGUAGCUCGGGAUGAGGCGAGAAAGAUGGGGGCGGACAGUGCUGCGCAGUACAUGAGGAUAGUAGAGAUGGCUAAUCAACUUCAAGGCAAAGGCGUGGAAGACCGGAAACAAUGGGAGAAUGAGCGGGGCUUGCUGCUGAAACGAAUUGCAGAACUUGAGGGAAACGGAGGUCCCAUUUCUCCCUCUUUGCGCUCUGGCGGUGGUCAACAUAGCCAGACUCCGGGGGAAAAUGCGUCUAAUCCGAGGCAGCACUUAUCUGAGACGACCGUCACUACCAAGCCACUUUCGACUGAAUCACCCUCUCCGCAAUCCAAAGAAAUCUUGUCUAUGCAAAAGGAAAUCAUAAAAUUGAAGAAUCGCAUAGUGGCCCUCCAGAGUGCUCUGAAAGAAGCAUUAGAGGAGAGCAAAGCGGUUAAAGCGGCAGCAUUGACUUUGGCUACAGCAGGCCAAAGACUCGAGGCUACGGCGUCAUCGGUAUUAGGCGACAUGUCCAAAAGCUAAGCGCCAUGUUAUUUUUCAAUUUCAUUGCCACUGCAAGGAGGUUUUCCGCCGAAGAUAAGUUUUGAGGCUUUACGGGCCAUGUCCAGAACAUGCCUGGGAUUUAUUUGUGACCAUCGGACAAGGAUUCUGCAUACAUCCCUUACGACUCAUCUAUCGACAAGCGGGAAGAUUUUUUUUUCUUCCUCGCGAAAUUAUGCGGAUUUCUUCUUUAAACCUCUAUCGUCCUUUAUCGGAGCCGCUUCAUAGUGAUGACGGAAGAGUGGCUGGAAAUUGUAUGACGGAAAAGUCAGGUUAUUGCGAUACUAUAUUUCUACGCUUGUAAUACCUUCGCCUAGAUAUCGUUAAGAUUUUUACGAGCUUAUUAAACAGUAUUCCGGUCUGUCCGUCAUCCUUGUACGCUUAUGUGCGCCACGCUGACGAAAACAUCGCUACCGACUCUGUCGCUGCCCGAUUUCGUGCUCGCUCUGUUUGUUUAUCAAAACCAGCCGCUUGAUGUCUCAGAAUUAGGCUAUGAACUGGAUGCCUCUCAAAUUUUUCAAUCAGUAUCAGCGGAUAUGAUUUACUGUUUCUAAUGAUUGCUACUUUACCUUGAACUAUAAUUUUGAUAUCAAAGGUGUGAUUUGCUUACGCACAUUUGAAUCCUUGCGUCAGU